Molecule: messenger RNA, 354 nt
Organism: Dovyalis caffra
Lineage: Eukaryota; Viridiplantae; Streptophyta; Magnoliopsida; Malpighiales; Salicaceae
Source: the annotation of a GenBank genome assembly
AUGCCUGUCUUUUUAACCUUAGAAGCUACCUUUGCCUUCCAAAUACACUUUGCCAGAGGUAGAUUAGGGGAUCAUGAAGUGUGGGUGUUCAUGACCCAUCGAGGAAAAGGUUGGGGUCUUAGAACACUUCAGGAUUUGCCUAAAGGAUCCUUCGUCUGUGAAUAUGUUGGGGAAAUACUGACCAACACGGAGUUGUAUGAGCGAAAUAUUCAGAACAGAGGCAGUAACAAACAUACGUAUCCUGUUACACUUGAUGCAGACUGGGGCUCAGAGAAAGUGCUGAGGGAUGAAGAAGCAUUGUGUCUUGAUGCAACUUUCAGUGGCAAUGUUGCAAGAUUUAUUAAUCAUAGGUAA